Molecule: messenger RNA, 1728 nt
Organism: Gekko japonicus
Lineage: Eukaryota; Metazoa; Chordata; Lepidosauria; Squamata; Gekkonidae
Gene: NUP42
Product: nucleoporin like 2
Exons: 7
Coding region: 210-1514 (434 amino acids)
Cellular component (GO): nuclear envelope
Molecular function (GO): metal ion binding; nuclear export signal receptor activity
Source: RefSeq, a predicted model, not a curated record
CCGGGAAAUCUGUAGCCCCUUGAUGUUAACUGCCCGUUCUUUUCUUUGAGCCGCUGCUGUUGGUGCGUCAUCGACAUGACUUCCUCCCCCGCAAGAACUGGCUCACUAAAAAUCCACUGAUUGGCUGCGGGGCAGUUUUCUCCAACUCUUCGUGCUGUUGUUGAUGCUUCAGCGGGGGCCGUUUUUAUGCUGUUCCUUGCAGGCUAGCCAUGGCCUCCGGCGGCAAGAUUUGCCACUACUAUUUGCAGGGCAACUGCCGCUUCGGCGAAAGAUGCUGGUACCUGCAUCCGCGCCACGGCGGAGGAUCCAGCCAGCCUUCUCUGAGCUCCGGCUCCAGCAGAAGAGGCGGAUGGGAUGGUCAUAAUCAGAGAUACCCUAUUGUCCAGGCAUCCAGUUUUUCUAAAGCAUCAAACUGGCACAGUAACAGAGAUCAUGGGAGAGCAUUCCAUGGGCCCCAGGCUGACUUGGGCUAUUCUCAAAAUAGGUUCGGUGCGUUAAACUCUAAUGAAGAUGGGAGUAGCGAUGGCAUUAAAAAUGAGGAUGAGAAGCUUCUUGAAAUUAUAAUGAAAGACAUGGAGGUUUGGGAAUCUUCAGGCCAGUGGAUGUUUUCCUCCUAUUCACCAUCGAAAGACAAGCCAAAUAUUUCAGGUUUUCCAGCCUUUUCUCCUGAAGAGCUACGUCUUGAAUACUAUAACUGCAGUGCCAAUAGUAAUAUUCAAAAUUAUGUCAACUCAGUCCAGCAGUUAGUCACUCAGUGGAGAAGCAGACUACUUGAGCUGAAGAAUAUAAAUGCUUCUACUAAAACUGCAUUGAUAUCUGAACUCAAGAAUGUGGCUAGUCAACCACCACCUGCAUUUGGGUUUGGGGGACAGCAGCCGUCAGCUUUCGGGGGACAGCAGCCGUCAGCUUUUGGGGGACAGCAGCCAUCAGCUUUUGGGACAUCAACCUUUCCUGUGAAUAAACAAAGCAGUGCUAAAACCUUUUCUUUCAAAUCACCUUCGGAGCUGGCUAACGUCUCAUCUGGAAGCCUGCCUACAUUUGGGAGCCUUCCUGGUGUUCCGAAUCAUCCAACAGUGGGUGCAACAUCUUCAUCUACUGCUACUACCCAUUCAGUUGGCUUUGGGUACCAAACUGCUUCAUCUGCGGCUUCCUUUUCAUUUAAAAGUUCUGCAACUUCUGGUAGCUUUGGAACUUCUGGAUUUUCAGGAUUUGGACAUUCACUUCCUACAAGUUCUUCAAAUAACACGUCUGCUCCAGUGUUUGGUGCUAGCAGUUCAGCUGUUGCUGCCCCAACUUUGGAUUCGAGGAACGCCCUGUUUGGACAGCCCACAAAUGCUUUUGGGAGUAGUGGGGCAUUUGCAUCAUCAGUAACCCAAACCAACAUCGCUUCUGAAAAGUUAUUUACUCCAAAGAAUGAACUAUCUGCAGAUGAACUGAAGCAAUUUGAAGCAAAGAAAUUUACACUAGGAAAGAUUCCUUUAAAGCCACCACCAGUGGAACUUCUAAUUGUGUAAAGUAUUUGGAGGAUGUCUUUAGUACUUUUGUUCCCAGUGUCUGUUCUCCAAUUUUAUUUCUUCAUAAUUGAGAGGUUUGUUCUGGCAUACUACCAUUGCUUCAGGAAAGUUAUUUCAUUUAUAGUAACCAGUGAUGUAUUUUAACUUGUGAGCUCCAAAAUGGACAUGGUUUACUUGAGAAUAGUGCACUGUAAAAUAAAGCAUUGGCAAUCAC